This is a messenger RNA of Solanum lycopersicum (tomato), 1742 nucleotides long. It is a transcript of the gene CYP734A7, whose product is annotated as castasterone 26-hydroxylase. Gene Ontology annotation, molecular function: oxidoreductase activity, acting on paired donors, with incorporation or reduction of molecular oxygen; heme binding; monooxygenase activity. Lineage: Eukaryota; Viridiplantae; Streptophyta; Magnoliopsida; Solanales; Solanaceae. Gene Ontology annotation, biological process: brassinosteroid metabolic process; brassinosteroid homeostasis. The record is from RefSeq and is marked provisional.
AAAUUAAAGAGCCCUCUCUCUCUCUCUCUCUCUCUAGGAAAAGCUGUAGCCAGCCAAAAGAGGAGGCAAUUGCUAGCUGAUAGUUAUCAAGCAGUGGUUCAUAUGGAAGGAUUUUGCUUUCAAUGGUUAUGUGUUAUUCUAUUUUUGUAUGUGUUACUGUUGUGUAUACAGAAAGCAUUUGUUCAUCUUUGGUGGACACCAAAAAUAAUUCAAAAACACUUCAAGAAGCAAGGUAUCACAGGUCCUAAAUACCAUUUUCUCUUUGGUAACCUCAAAGAAAUUGCAAGUUUCACUACUCCAUCUUGGCCUUCCACUUUUACCUCUCAUGACAUUCUUCCCAAUGUUCUCCCCUUCUACCAUCAUUGGAAGAAAAUCUAUGGUUCAAUAUUUGUUAUAUGGUUUGGACCAACGGCUCGUGUCACCAUUUCUGAUCCAGCUUUAAUUAGGGAUAUAUUCGUCCUGAAAUCAGAUAAUUUUGAGAAAAAUGAGUCACCAGCCCUUGUCAAGAAGCUUGAAGGUGAUGGUUUGCUUAGUCUCAAAGGUGAAAAAUGGGCUCACCAUAGGAAGAUUAUUACUCCUACAUUCUACAUAGAAAAUCUCAGGCUAAUGAUUCCCAUGAUGGGAAAGAGCAUGAAGGAGAUGUUAGACAAAUGGUCAAAAAUGUCAAACGCCAGCGGAAAAGUAGAGAUUGAAGUAUCAGAAAUGUUCUCAACAUUAGCAGAAGAUGUCAUUACGCGUAUUGUGUUUGGAAACAGCUACGAAGAUGGUAAAGCCAUCUUUGAGUUACAAGCACAACAAAUGAUUUAUGCCACCGAAGCUUAUCAAAAAGUAUUCAUCCCUGGAUACAGGUUUUUGCCUAGUAAAAAGAAUAGAAUAUGUUGGAGAUUGGAUAAACAAGUGCGUAAAUCUCUGAUGAAACUGAUUGAAGAAAGAAGAAAAAAAGAAGAGGUUUUGUCAGAAGAAUGUCCGAAUGAUUUAUUGGAAGUGAUGAUCAAAGCAGGUAGUGAUGAUGAAUAUAGAAAUACUAUCACAGUUAAUGACAUUGUCGAAGAAUGCAAGACCAUUUUCUUUGCCGGCAAACAUACCACGUCUAAUUUGCUGACGUGGACCACCAUUUUACUAGCCAUGCAUCCUAAGUGGCAGGAAUUAGCACGUGAUGAAGUUUUAACUGUCUGUGGAGCACGUGAUCCUCCAUCUAAACAACAAAUUUCAAAGCUUAAGACGCUAGGAAUGAUAAUUAACGAAUCUGUGCGGCUAUAUCCACCAGCAGUGGCAGCAAUUAGACGAGCAAAAGUUGAUACACAACUAGGGGAUUUCACAUUACCUAGAGGGACUGAACUCCUUAUACCAAUUAUAGCAAUCCAUCACGAUCAAACACUAUGGGGACAAGAUGCUAACGAAUUUAAUCCAGCAAGAUUUGGUCUAGGAGUAGCACAAGCAGCAAAACACCCCAUGGCGUUCAUGCCUUUUGGCCUCGGCGCGCGGCGAUGCGUCGGCCAAAAUUUAGCAGUGUUACAAGCUAAAUUAGCAAUAGCUAUGAUCUUGCAGCGGUUUUCUUUUGAUCUUUCUCCAAAUUACCGACAUGCUCCUACUAUUUUGAUGCUCUUAUGUCCACAAUAUGGUGCUCCUAUUAUAUUCCAAAAGUUGUAGAGAUAGACAUGCAUCCUUAUAUAUAUAAUAUAUAUCAUAGUAUGUGCAUGCUUGUACAAAACAAAAUUUUCCAGAUCAAAAAUGUUUUGUGU